ACCGGGCUCCGUGGGAUCUCGCCUGCAUCCCGUGGGAGAGAUAACCAGCCAUGUCGGACACCGAAGAGAUCGUCGAAGAAUAUGAAGAGGAACAGGAAGAGGAAUAUGUUGAAGAAGAAGAGGAAGAAUGGAUAGAGGAAGAAGACGAUCAGGAAGAACAGGUAGAGGAAGUGGAAGAGGAAACAGAAGAAACCAAGGCAGAAGAACAAGAAGAUGAAAAUAAGGCACCAGGCACAGGUGGAGAGGGGGACAGAGAGCAGGAUCCUGGGGAAGGUGAAYUGAAGCCAAAGCCCAAGCUCUUCAUGCCAAACCUGGUGCCCCCUAAAAUCCCAGAUGGGGAGAGAGUGGAUUUUGAUGAUAUCCACCGCAAGCGCAUGGAGAAGGACCUAAAUGAACUACAGGCCCUCAUCGAAGCCCACUUUGAGAGCAGGAAGAAGGAGGAAGAAGAGCUGAUGUCCCUCAAAGACAGGAUUGAACAACGGCGAGCAGAGAGAGCAGAGCAGCAGCGCAUUCGCAGCGAGAGGGAGAAGGAGCGCCAAGCCCGCAUGGCCGAAGAGAGAGCUCGCAAAGAGGAAGAGGAGGCCCGGAAGAGGGCUGAAGAGGAAGCCCGGAAGAAGAAAGCGUUCUCCAACAUGCUGCAUUUUGGAGGCUACAUGCAGAAGACAGAGAAAAAAGGUGGAAAGAAGCAAACAGAGAGGGAGAAGAAGAAGAAGAUCCUCAGUGAGCGGCGGAAGCCCCUGAACAUUGACCACCUCAGYGAGGACAAUCUAAGAGACAAGGCCAAGGAGCUAUGGCAAAGCAUCCGUGAUCUGGAGGCUGAGAAAUUUGACCUGCAGGAAAAGUUCAAGCGGCAGAAAUAYGAGAUCAAUGUUCUCCGAAACCGCGUUAGCGAUCAUCAGAAAGUUAAAGGGUCAAAGGCUGCCCGUGGGAAGACCAUGGUGGGUGGCCGGUGGAAAUAGAUGACUUCAAAGGCAAAGAACACCUGAAAAGUACAUCAGCAUGAACUGGAAUUUGGACCAUUAAUUUCAGUUG
This is a messenger RNA of Nothoprocta perdicaria, 1032 nucleotides long. RefSeq names its product troponin T2, cardiac type (gene TNNT2). Bases 51 to 959 code for a protein of 302 amino acids. Gene Ontology annotation, biological process: cardiac muscle contraction; sarcomere organization; regulation of muscle contraction. Gene Ontology annotation, cellular component: troponin complex. The record is from RefSeq and is a predicted model, not a curated record. The transcript is spliced from 19 exons. Gene Ontology annotation, molecular function: troponin C binding; troponin I binding; tropomyosin binding. NCBI's taxonomy places the organism in Eukaryota, Metazoa, Chordata, Aves, Tinamiformes, Tinamidae.